Molecule: messenger RNA, 1822 nt
Organism: Asterias rubens (European starfish)
Lineage: Eukaryota; Metazoa; Echinodermata; Asteroidea; Forcipulatida; Asteriidae
Product: lys-63-specific deubiquitinase BRCC36-like
Exons: 7
Coding region: 100-900 (266 amino acids)
Biological process (GO): double-strand break repair
Cellular component (GO): BRISC complex; BRCA1-A complex
Molecular function (GO): cysteine-type deubiquitinase activity; metallopeptidase activity; polyubiquitin modification-dependent protein binding
Source: RefSeq, a predicted model, not a curated record
CAAGAGGUCAAGGCGGCAGCUUUUAGCACACAAAACGGCUUGGGCUCAGAGUAGAUCACUAACUAACUAAGUAUUUAUUAAAAAAGACGUCGUACAGCGAUGACAGCAUCAUGUGUUUAUUUAGCGGCUGAUGCCUACAUGGUCUGCCUAACUCAUGCUUUAUCAACGGAGAGAGAAGAGAUCAUGGGACUUUGUAUUGGAGAGAUUGACACAAACCGAGCUGUGCAUAUCAUGUCCGUCAUCAUGCUACGAAGAUCAGAUAAGAGCAAGGACCGUGUGGAAAUCUCUCCGGAGCAACUCUCAAUGGCAGCUUCCGAGGCGGAAAGCUUAGCAACGUUAAUGAAGCGUCCCUUGAGGGUAAUAGGCUGGUACCACUCUCAUCCUCACAUCACUGUGUGGCCUUCACAUGUUGACGUACGAACCCAAGCUUCAUAUCAGUUCCUUGACGACGGCUUCAUUGGUCUCAUCUUUUCCUGCUUCAACGAAGAGAAAGAAACACAUGCUGGUCAGGUGCAAGUCACAUGUUUUCAAUCGACCAACCAGAGCCCUGAAGGAGAACCCCCAAAUUACGACCGAUUGGAAAUCCCACUCUUCAUCGUACCCAAAGACACAAUAAGUACAGCUUGCUUAGAUGCACUGGCAGAGCUGCCGAAAAUCUUAUCCCAGGAGGAGCAGGAAGCAUACAACAAGGCUGUUCUAAAUACAGGGGGAGAAGACUUACUGACAACAGUACACAACGGCGCGGUGUAUACCAAAUCCCUAUGUCAUCUAAUGGACGUUCUCAGUGGGCCGCUUAUGCAGUGUAUGGAGACCAGAUUAGAAAGGAAUAAACACAAGCUGAUAUCAUUACAACAACAAAAACGAGAUUUACAAAAUCAACUUAGAGUUGCUAGUAGCUAGAGCUUUUACCAAACACUGGUUGCAGAUACUUUAAAACCUGUUAGAGACCACAAGCGUCUUGAACAAUAAUGCCCAUAGCAGCCACAAAUGGCCACAAGAUUUGACCUUUUUACUCUUCAGAUGAAGUAAAGGAUUUUAUAACAGUGGUGUAGUUGCAUAAAACAAAUGUUGUAUACUGCAUCCGAAAUUCUGUCAAAAAAUUUCAAGAAGUUCUAAGUUCCCUUAUAAUACCUAGCCAAAUAGCAAGGUUACCGUCAGGGCAGUAAAAAGUUCCCUAAUUGGCUUCUGUCUCUGCCUUUCACCUCUGUACAUUGUCUUUGAUUAUGAAUUGCACAAAUCAAGAAAUGGUAAAUCGGUAAGGCGUGAGAUCUUUUCUUCCACUAAUAUUGUUUGGAUCCAGGAGGGGAGCUGUGGUUGUGGAAUCGACAACAAUGGCCCAAAAGGGAAGAGCUUGAAGCUGGGCAAGUACACCCAGUUUUAAAGACACUGUGUGGGAUACCAGGGGCGUUUUUUGUUUUACUGUGGAAGAAAAGAUCUUGAGCCUUACUAGACGACAAUACUUAUUCUAAUCACUGUGAAAUCAGUGGUUAGCUUGGUGGAAUUAUGUAGGACUCAACCAAACCUACAAGCUUGUGAUUACAAGUCCUCCUGCAGCUAACCACUAGACCACUCUGACAACGAGUACAUUAAUUUUCAGCCGGGUCAACAUUUACUGGCAUUUAACAAAGCUAUGUGUUCAUCUAUGAAACAUUUCUGCAACCAACAUGUACAUAAUGUAAUGAAAUAAUGUCAUCUGUGUAACAUAUCAUUUUAACUUUCAAGUUUUCAUGAUAUGAUUAAUGUACUGAAGAAUUGUAUAUAAAUGUAUCUACAAAGUAAUGAUUAAAUAUGAGUUUAUUACUCUGGAUCUUACAAGCUUCAA